Molecule: messenger RNA, 979 nt
Organism: Camelina sativa (false flax)
Lineage: Eukaryota; Viridiplantae; Streptophyta; Magnoliopsida; Brassicales; Brassicaceae
Source: RefSeq, a predicted model, not a curated record
CGCGCGUGAUACUCUUUUCCAGAAAUGGGGAAGAGACCGCCGAUUCCACCAGAUAUCGAACGCGGACCACCACCACCACCAGCGCGACCACAGUUUCGCCCGCCUAUUCCCGUGCCAUGGGUUGCAUGGCUCGUGCCUCUCAUUUUAGCAGCCAACUUCAUCACAUUCGCUACCACCAUGUAUUUGAACGAUUGCCCCGCAAGAUCAGAUGAGUGUAUCUUGUUUGAUGUCCUUGGAAGGCUUUCGUUUCAACCUAUUAAAGAGAACAUGCUUCUCGGUCCUUCUAUUCCCACGCUGAGAAAACUCGGAGCUCUUGAAAGGAGACUUGUGGAGGAAGGUGAGAAAUGGCGUCUCAUAUCUUGCAUAUGGCUUCACGGUGGUUUCCUUCACUUGUUGGCUAACAUGAUCAGCUUAAUGUGUAUCGGAAUGCGCCUUGAACAAGAAUUUGGAUUCUUGAGAAUCGGAGCUUUGUAUGUGAUCUGCGGGCUUGGAGGAAGCUUGAUGUCUUGCUUAACAGAUUCCCAAGGAGAACGGGUAUCAGUUGGAGCAUCUGGUGCUUUGUUCGGAUUACUUGGUGCAAUGCUCUCAGAGCUUAUCACAAACUGGACAAUCUACGAAAAUAAGUGUACUGCGCUUAUGACAUUAAUCCUGAUCAUUGUACUGAAUCUAAGCGUCGGGUUCUUACCGCGUGUGGACAAUUCUGCUCAUUUUGGAGGAUUCCUAGCUGGUUUCUUCCUCGGGUUCGUCCUUCUUCUCCGUCCGCAGUACGGAUACGUGAACCCCAAAUACAUUCCCGCUGGUUAUGACAUGAAACACAAGAAAUCAAAACACAAGUGUUACCAACACAUUUUGAGGUUUACAUCUCUAGCCAUCCUUCUUGCGGGAUUCAUUGCGGCAUAUAGUAAGCUUCUCAGAGAACAUACCAUACAGAGCACGCCAAUCAGAGAUUUCAAUUAGGAGCUUGUAGCCAGCAGACCAG